Aspergillus steynii IBT 23096 is the source of this 2481-nucleotide messenger RNA. RefSeq lists its product as uncharacterized. Bases 41 to 2173 code for a protein of 710 amino acids. The record is from RefSeq and is a predicted model, not a curated record. Gene Ontology annotation, biological process: DNA-templated transcription; regulation of DNA-templated transcription. Gene Ontology annotation, cellular component: nucleus. NCBI's taxonomy places the organism in Eukaryota, Fungi, Ascomycota, Eurotiomycetes, Eurotiales, Aspergillaceae. The transcript is spliced from 5 exons. Gene Ontology annotation, molecular function: DNA binding; DNA-binding transcription factor activity, RNA polymerase II-specific; zinc ion binding.
CGUCGGGCUCGAGAGGAUCUGGCAUUAUCCAGCCAAUAGAAUGCCCUCGCCGGGCGAUAACUACGCCAUCCACAAGGUCUCUGUCCGACGUGCCCGUCAGGCCUGCGGUCCCUGCCGUCGCAAGAAGGCGCGCUGCCCGGGCGAAAAACCGACCUGUUCGUUAUGUCAGCGCUUGGGACAACGCUGCUCCUACGGCUCGCAGGCGGCUUCGGCGCCCGGUCCUGCCACCGGUUCGGCACGUCGGUUGGAGGAGCCGUGCGACGAGGGCCAGCCGGAGGGGGCCAGUUCGCAGCGGCUGCAGCGCAUCGAGAGGAGGCUGGAUGAGAUGGCGGGCAUUCUCCAAGAGAGCCUGUCAAGAGGCCGUGGACUGCCCGGCACCGAUCUACAGUCUUCCCGUGGCUCUGGCCGGCUCGAAACCGACGGAUUAACUGGCCCCUUUGCUAGUCAGAGUGAGGACCGGGGUGUGCAAGGGACCUUCUCUCUCGUUGACUUUGUCAAGUCCCAAGUCGAAGUGUAUCUCCUCUACUUCCAUGACCAACCCUAUUGUGUCUUCUCCAAAGACUGGUUGCUGAGUAGAGCCUCGUCAUUACCUGCCGAAAUUGCAUUCCCAUUGGUCGCCUUGACAUCUCGUCUUUCUCUGCACCCCCGUGGAAUCUUUGCCAGCAAUGUUCCGACCGCAGAGUACUGGGCCGAAAAGGCCUGGGAUACUUUGUCAACUCAGUACAGGGACAGCCAGAUGGGACUAUCCUUUCUCCAGGGCACCUGUCUGAUGGCGCAGGUGGACUUCGCCGACGGUCGAGCCCAUCGCGCGUAUGCCUCGUGUGCACUGGGUAUCCGAACCCUCCAGUCCGCUGGACUCAACAGGGAUCUUUUUUCGUCGUCCCUGGAUGGUUCCAGUCUGGAGGAGCGCCGACGUAUAACGUGGGCCUUCUUCAUGCUUGAUCGUACCUACAAUGCGUCUCGCAGUUAUUCACUAUGUCUGGCAGACAAGCAGUUCAGCCUCCCUUUCCCUUCGCCUGAUCCGGAAGAGUCUAGCCCUGGCUCGAUGCACGACGAACCCGAACACGGAGGCGAGAUGGUGGAAAACAGCAUUUUGGCUUGUCUGAUCCGACUGUUCGGACUCUGGGGCAAGGCCACCGAGUAUGUCUUCGAAGCCCCCGAUGAAAAGGCACACUCGCCGUGGCAAUCCGGAUCGGCCUUUGCCGUUCUUGAGUCCGAGUGGAUGCAGUUCGAGACCCAGUUCCCCAACGCACACCGUUACCUGAACGUCGAGUCCGAGUUACGGGCCGGCAAAGAAUCCCGGAAUGGAGCCUACCUGCCCACCUGGCUGUGCGUGCAAUUCCUCCUUCAUUCGAUCCAAUGCCUGCUACAUCAUCCGUUCGUGAUCAUGAUCAAGCUGCGACAUAUCAGCGGGAACCUCUCUUCAACGUUCCUGCAAAAGUCUUUUGAAAGCUCUCUUCUCCAUUCGCGAUGGAUUGCACGAUUAAUCAAGGAAAUGUCAACGGCCGACUCCCGACCUUACGAUCCCUUUCUGGCAUACCUCGCUGCCAUCGCCGCCACGAUCCAGCUGGAACACACGGCCAGUAGUAACCCAGACGUGGCUCGACUAGUGAACAAGGAAUUCCAGGUCCUCAUCAAUUUCAUGACGAAGGUUUCUACGCAUUGGGCAAACAUCAGGGUCUUGGUGGACCGAGUCAGUGAAUUGGCGCAUCGACGCCGGAACUUCGGGUCGCUCUACUAUAAUCAGGACGGAUUUUCUGGGGCUCUACCUAGAAUGCCGACUCCGACCAACAUUCCAAAAAUGUCGGCGGAAGACGAAUCACUCAUGUGGGAUAUCCUGGACAUUAGCUCUUCCUCUGGAUCGGGGAGGCUGGCGCAACUCAGUGACCUAGUUCCCUCGCCACAUCGACAAACUGGAGUGCGCCUAGAGCAAGCACCUUCGCGGGUAUCUCAGGAGAUAUUCGAUCGUUCCAACCGGGAGCAGAGCGAAUCCAUGCAAGCGGAGCUUUCUGCGCCGGAGAUGUCACUUCUCGACGGACGCGUACUGGCCUUGAUGGCGGAGGACCCGGCCGGAUGGUCAUUCCCAAGAAGCAAUAACGACGAGUUUGGCAACGCCAUCCCCGACUUGCCAGACUGGAUGAUGUCGAGCGGACACAUGCCCGAGCAUCUAUGAUCAGGUCGUGAUGCGACGGAAAUUCCAACGUCAUGCGGUAUGCGGAACGAUUCACGAUCCAUUGAACAAAUUGAAUGAAAUUGGCUCUCUGUGCAUCUCUAAUAAACUCCGUUGAAAACCCUCCCUUUGUACAUAAAGUCUCAUCGCUGCGUAUCUGAUGUAAGCCUCUUUUCCCUUUCCUGCUCUCUAUAGCUUGCUCUGUUUGGCGAUCGGCGUGGCAUUCUUGAGCGCCGAACCAAAGCUGGUUUGCUCGUGCGACAGAAGCUCUCUUCUCUCCGGACCUCCACGACUUCCAUCUCCCUUGAACG